Anopheles maculipalpis is the source of this 963-nucleotide messenger RNA. Its product is annotated as clavesin-2-like. The record is from RefSeq and is a predicted model, not a curated record. NCBI's taxonomy places the organism in Eukaryota, Metazoa, Arthropoda, Insecta, Diptera, Culicidae. Gene Ontology annotation, molecular function: phosphatidylinositol bisphosphate binding. The transcript has 2 exons. Bases 1 to 963 code for a protein of 320 amino acids. Gene Ontology annotation, cellular component: membrane.
AUGGCCACGGUACAGAAGGUGGACAAGUGUCCGGAAAAGUAUGACACAUAUGCACCCGUAGCCUCGGAACUGCACCGUCAGAUUGCACAGGAUGAGUUACGUGAAGAUCGAACGAUCGUCGAACAAGCGUUACAGCAGAUGCGUGACUGGAUUGCCAAAAAUCCGGCCAUCCUUUCGUGCCGCACCGAUGCAAAUUUUCUAUUGCGGUUCCUGCGUGUGCGUAAAUUUUCCCAUCUGGCCGCGUGUGAAACGUUGGAGCGUUAUCUUGCCGUCCGACAGCGAUAUCCGGCCUGGUACAGCAAGCUAGAUACUGCCGAACCGUGGGUAAAGGAUGUGAUCGAUUGUGAGUUUAUAGUGCCCCUGGGACGUGACGAUCUCGGACGGAUUGUGUAUCUGAUCCGGUACGCUAACCUGGACAUCGACCGGUUCGGAGUGACGGACCAGGUGCGUUUCUUUACGAUGGUGUUUGAAGCCAUUUUCGCCAACGAACUCAACCAGAUAGCGGGCAUCGUGUGCAUCCUCGACGAUACAAACGUUUCGAUGCGUGCCUUUGCCCAGUGGUCGUUGACGGAUGUUAAAAACUACAUCGAUUGUGUGAUGAAAGUGUUUCCGGUUAGGGUGAAGGAGGUACACGUGGUCAAUUUGCCACUGUUCGGUGCAACGGUUGGUGAAUGGGUUUUGAGUUGCUGCAGUGAGAAGUUGAGAAAUCGAUUCAGGUGUUACCGCUCGGUAGAGGAGUUUAUCGGCAAAACGAGUCUACUAUCAUUGAUGCCCAAGGAAUACGGUGGCAAGCAGGAAGCGGCAGAUUUGAAGCGAAAGCUCAAGGAAGAGCUGGAUCAUUACAGGAACGUUAUACUGGCAUUGGACGAUAUGAAGCUAGACGAGAAGCGGAGUGCAGCGUGGAAAAGUCAAAAUACUGAUGCUGGAAUGAUUGGAAGCUUCCGAAAAUUGGACGUCGAUUAA